Molecule: messenger RNA, 5373 nt
Organism: Gastrolobium bilobum
Lineage: Eukaryota; Viridiplantae; Streptophyta; Magnoliopsida; Fabales; Fabaceae
Exons: 8
Coding region: 426-4379 (1317 amino acids)
Biological process (GO): negative regulation of DNA-templated transcription
Molecular function (GO): transcription corepressor activity
Source: RefSeq, a predicted model, not a curated record
CCAUGGUUUGGUAAUAUUGGCAUUUUCAAAGCUACACUGCAAAUCCCAACCGCAAAAUCUCUCUCCUUCUCUUUCUCUCUCUCUCUCUCUCUCACUCGCGUCGUUCUCCGAUCAGUUUCGGUUUCGCCGGCGAUUUGCGUCACUGAUCGGCGUCAUCGAACGAGGGUUUUUAUAUUCGGUUAAUUUUCCGGCGAGGUAAGAUUCUCGACCAAAAAGAAAAAUCUUGCUAUUUUUACCCUUUUUUCUUCUGGUGAGGGAAAGAGUUCGUGGCAUUCCGAUUGAUUUUGCUUCAGAUCUGGGUGUGUAUGCUGGGGGAUUUGGGUUGACUUUGAUUUAGGGUUUUCUGUGUUGGAUUAGUUUUGAGAUUUUGUGCUGAAUUAUCGGGUAUGACUUUUUUCGGGAUUUAGGGUUUUUUUAUUGGCUCGAUGGAACCGGGCUCGAGAUUAGCUGGUCCUUCUGGGGUUGUGGUGAAGAAUAAGAGCUCUGCUGGGUGUUUGAUUGUUAGAAAGAAAGGGGAUGGUGGGGUUGGUGGUUCUUCGAGCUCUCGGAAGCAGUAUGAAUCGAAGAAAGUGAGGAAAAAGCCUAAGGUCGUUUCCAGUGAUUCGGGAUCAAGCGAUGAGUUACCAUUACCAUUGCCUCCGGCUAGGAGGCUUGGCCCCGAGACCAUUCGAGUCUGUAAUAGUUUGACCGCUUUCGAGCGGGGCAUGGUUGGUGGCGGUGAAAUCAGUAGGAAGAGGGAGAGAAUGGAGCAAAUUAGGCAUAAUGGGGAUGGCGUGGUAGAGGAGAAUGGCUUGAAGAGGAGGGAAAGGAAACGUAAUAAGUUGGAUGUGUUUGAUUUCAAUGAAUACGAUGGUAGGGAUGUGGAAAUGAUGAGAAGGAGGAAUUUCGAUAAUAAUGGUGUUGGUUUAGGAGGAGGAAGGUUUAUGGGAGCAAUGCAUGCUGCUGGAAGGAGCAUUGAUAGGGAAUUUGAAACCAGUUCAAGCAGACACAUCGUUGAUAAGAGAAAAAACUCCUAUCGUGACAGGGCAAGUGGGUUGUAUCUGGAAGAUAGUGUUGAUCAUAGUAGGUUCAAGACGAACAGAGAUGGAGCUCAGCAACCUCUGCCCUUGUUGAGGGAGAAGUUUAAUUCAGAUGAAUCCAUUAGGGUUCAGGGGAAAAAUGGUGUUUUGAAGGUGAUGGUUAAUAAGAAGAAGGUUGGUGGGCCAAUAGAACGCAAUGAUCAUCGCAAACUUGUAGAAACCAGACAAAGUUUGAGGGCUGAGAGCACUCCCAAGAGAAAUGUUCUGAUCCAUCCUUCGCCAUACUUGGAAACAAAACCUGUUGAGAAACAGGGUUUACUUGUUAGGCCAGAGAAGAAACAGAUAUCAACAAGAAAAUCAUUGUCAAGUAAGGACAGUAAGGGUGAUGAGCAGGAUUCAGAUAACAGUGACACAUCAUUGAAUCUGGGAGUAAAAAGUACUGAAGCUCGCAUGUCUUCCAAGAAGAUAACCUCUGAAGAUGAACAGACUCCUAUGAAUGAAAAACUCCCAGCUACAAAAAUAAAAGAAGGGAAAAUCAAGCGUGGUAGUGGCACAGAAAAGCAGAAACUACGAGAAAGAAUACGGGAGAUGCUACUGAAUGCAGGUUGGACCAUAGACUAUCGCCCUCGAAGGAAUAGAGACUAUCUAGAUGCAGUUUACAUUAAUCCAGGGGGUACAGCCUAUUGGUCUAUCAUCAAGGCAUAUGAUGCACUUCAAAAACAAUCGAAUGAUGAUGAUCAUGAAGCGAAGCCCAAAGGGGAGAGUUCAUCUUUUGCUCCUAUCUCUGAUGAUGUGCUCCGUCAAUUGACAAGGAAAACUCGGAAGAAGAUGGAAAAAGACUUGAAGAAGAAGCAAAGAUAUGAUAGUGAGAGUGAUAGUGGAAAAGAGACGCACAUUAAAAGACCUGCCAGCAAAAAAAAGCAUGCCAUGAAUGGCAUUGAUAGUGAUAGCAAUGAAGAGAAGUUAAGCUCCUUUAUAAAGCAGGGAAGUAAAUCAAUGAAAACUAAAAUGAUUGAAAAUGCUGUCACUGGUGGUAGCUCUAAUAGCCGGAAUGCUACCCAUCACUCAAAUGAUGGAACUGAAAAAUCAUUUUCUGGAAAUGAUCCUCAUCUACAUGGAAGGAAAAGUAGAAAACAUGGACGGUGCACUUUAUUAGUUCGUAGUUCUAACAAGGGAUUAAAUUCAGAAUCUGAUGACUUUGUUCCAUAUAUGGGCAAACGAACAGUGCUUUCCUGGUUGGUUGAUUCUGGGAUAGUUCAGUUAAGCCAAAAGGUUCAGUACCGUAGAAGGAAGCGAGUAAUGCUGGAGGGGUGGAUCACAAGAGAUGGCAUUCAUUGUGGCUGCUGUAGUAAAAUCCUCACGGUUUCAAAGUUUGAGCUUCAUGCUGGAAGCAAAUUGCCCAAGCCAUAUCAAAACAUAUAUUUGGAUUCUGGAGUUUCGCUUCUACAGUGCCAGAUAGAUGCAUGGGAUAGACAAAAGAAUUCUGAGAAGAUCAGCUUCCAUUCAGUAGAUGUUGAUGGUAAUGAUCCAAAUGAUGAUACUUGUGGUAUAUGCGGAGAUGGAGGGGAUUUAAUCUGUUGUGAUGGUUGUCCAUCAACAUUUCAUCAGAGUUGCUUGGAUAUACAGAUGCUUCCCCCUGGUGAAUGGCAUUGUCCAAAUUGCACCUGUAAAUUUUGUGGAGUAGCCAGUGAAACUAUUGAUAAAGAAGAUGAUGCAACUGUAUAUGCCCUACACACUUGUGACUUGUGCGAGAAAAAAUAUCAUGACUGUUGUACUAAGGAUUUGGGUGCCCUUCCUACUAACUCCAAUAUGUCAGGGUCUUCCUUUUGUGGAAAAGGCUGCAAAGAGCUUUUUGAGCACUUGAAGAAGUACCUUGGUGCCAAGCAUGAACUUGAUGCAGGCUUUACAUGGUCUCUUAUUCAUAGAACAGAUGACGACGCAGAGGCAGCUAGUAGGGGAAUUACCCAGAGAGUGGAAUGCAACUCCAAGCUAACUGUUGCACUGACUGUGAUGGAUGAAUGCUUUUUACCAGUUGUUGAUCGGAGGAGUGGGAUCAAUUUAAUCCAUAAUGUUUUAUAUAAUAGUGGGUCAAACUUCAGUCGGUUGAAUUAUAGUGGCUUUUAUACUGCUAUUUUGGAGCGAGGGGAUGAAAUAAUUUGUGCAGCAUCUCUCAGGUUCCAUGGGACUAAGUUAGCAGAGAUGCCAUUCAUUGGAACUCGUCAUAUAUAUAGGCAUCAGGGGAUGUGCCGCCGUCUUUUUUCUGCCAUUGAAUUGGCUCUUUGCUCACUGAAGGUUGAGAAACUUGUCAUUCCCGCAAUUUCUGAACUGAUUCAUACUUGGACAACAGUUUUUGGCUUCACACAUCUUGAGGAAAUUCUCAGGCAAGAAAUGAGGUCGUUGAAUAUGUUGGUCUUCCCUGGUAUUGAUAUGUUACAGAAGCUGCUAGUGGAGCAAGGAAAACUUGAGGCAGGUGCUGAGAAAAUUGAAAAUGGAGAUGAGGUUUUAAUUAAGCCCAAUAUGGCUAAUAGGUUAGAUAUGGAUUCCUCAGCUCUGCAAGAUCCUCGAGGAAGUGAUGAUGCUAGUUCAAAUCCUGCCAAUGAGAUAAAUAAUGAAUGUAGUGAGGAUGCUUCUCAAGAACUAAACAAUCAAGUUUUGGUUGGCAUGACUGUAUGCUCCAAAUCUCAUUCUGAGGAAAGAUUAUCUGAUUCUCUUUCUGAUAAUUGUGUUUCUCCUUCUAGUACUAGUCAUGGAGUACUAGAAAAGCAAAAUGAAAUAGUGACAGCUUCCCCCGUUAAUGAUAAAUUGCAUCCUUCUACCAAAUGUCAACUCAUUUCUCCAAAUGACAUUUCUAUGACUAGUCCUCCAUUAGAUGCUCCAGAUUGCCAUGGAAUUCCAGCUUUGGGUCAGGAAACUGCUUGUUCUGACCCUGAUUCUGCAAAUAACCCGGUAGAACCUAUUUUUGACAGGAAAUGUGAUAAGUUCACUGAUAUGAAUUGUGAUUCAUCAGAGCUUGACAUUAAUCCUGUGUUGGAUUCUCAAGUGGCGGAUAAUGCCUUGUCUUCUAAAGAGGUUGAUAUGAAUGAUGCCCAUGAUGAGUUUCUUGAAGCUGACCCUUCAGUGGAUUUAUCUCGAGAGAAUAUAACCAAGGAGAAUAAUACAAAUGUAGAUGUCUCGGGUUGUGUUCCUAAUCAUACUGGUGAGAGUUUCUUGCAAGUAAGAUCUGAUUUGAAUGGUGAAAUUGCAUAUCUGGGAGAAAAGAAUUUACAUUUGGAAACAGAAGUUGCUUCAAAUGAUAUGCAUUUUGAUGAAACUGGGCUAAACGCUUCUGGUGAUUGUUCUGAUACUGAUCUAGUCAUCUAGUAUAAGAGAAUGGCCGAGUCUAAUACUGCUUAUGUUUUUAGUUCUACAGCUCAUGCGAUUCCCUCACAAGUUUUCUUUCAAAGAUUCAAUGCCUUGUAUGCAAUCAAUUUUCAAGGCUUUGGAGCUUAUGUGUCAUGCUUUAAUCUGGAUAGUAUGAAAAGUUUAUAUUGAUUUCAAUGGAAAUUGUAAUCGGUCCCUUGCGUUGUCGAUGAGUAUGAAUUUCUUAAGGUUCUAAGUUAACUUCAUUUCAUGUAAAUGUUUCUUCUGCCAUAAUUCUUGAAGGUUGCUUUUGGCUUAAGAUCUGUAUUAAUACGUGCUCAAAUGGGUGAAGUUGCUUGCCUGUAAUGUGCACCAAUCCUUCCAAGUUCAUACCCAAGUAGAUCCUGUGAGUGUAUUAUAUGAUUAAGAUUCUCGUCGUUUGUAUCUGAAUCUGGUGGAGUGUGGAUUUGGCUUCCUUCUCAAGCCUUGUGUGCCAUUCAGUAUUACAGUUAUUCAUCAAAUGACAUCAGCAGUUGAAGAUACUUAGAACAGUUUUUGUUUUGAUUGACAGCAUAUUUUUAUUGACUUGUCCACAUGUCUGCCCAACCUCCUCAAUUCAGAACUCAUAGGCUCGUCUUCAGUUAAAGUCGAAGGCAUUUGAAUAGGAUUUUCGUAUAGAUCAGGAACCAUGAUUAUGGGUAAACUGUGCAGUAAAUAACGAUCCUGCUUCUAGGAUGUAAAAGACCUUUCUUUGUAAAGGGUUUGUUGUCUGAGUUGGUGAGGUUUAGAUUUUGUUUCUUUUUCUUUCUUUUUCUUUCUGUAAUUAAGGUUUUAGGUAAUGUUUGGUGUCAAAACGGCAAUUGAUGCCGUCUCGAAUAAUAACCUUGUACUUUUGUCGUCGCAUGGAAUUAUGGCUCCCAUACUCAUUUCAUGAGAGGUUUUGGGUACCAUUUGCGUCGGUGUUAAGAGUUCUCUUUAAAGACACAAGUCGCUUAUUAGAUGUUUACUUUAAAGC